This is a messenger RNA of Drosophila elegans, 4385 nucleotides long. Its product is annotated as ecdysone receptor. The record is from RefSeq and is a predicted model, not a curated record. The transcript is spliced from 6 exons. NCBI's taxonomy places the organism in Eukaryota, Metazoa, Arthropoda, Insecta, Diptera, Drosophilidae. Gene Ontology annotation, molecular function: RNA polymerase II cis-regulatory region sequence-specific DNA binding; nuclear receptor activity; ecdysone binding. Gene Ontology annotation, biological process: cell differentiation; negative regulation of transcription by RNA polymerase II; ecdysone receptor signaling pathway. Gene Ontology annotation, cellular component: nucleus. The coding region runs from base 1212 to 3863 and encodes 883 amino acids.
AGUAUUUUUUUGGACUUUGUUGUUAACGGUUGUUCGCCCGAUCGCGUUCGUCUAACUACAAGAUACAAAACACAGCACACACAGUUCGAAACACAAAACCAACCAGAACGGUUUCCCCAGAAAACACCGAACGUUUCAAAACAAAAACCCAAAAUGUUGCAACCAAAUGAUAUACAUGUUUAAAUCGCCUAUAUACACACACACCUCUAUUGAUGAGAAAUUGUUAGAAAGUCCCAAAUAAUACCAAUCCCCGCCCCUCAUCAACAACAAAAACAACAAGUGCAAUUCGACGGCAAAAAUUGAAAUAAAGUGCAAAUGCAUUGUAGCUGAACCCCAGAAAAUAGGAAAAAUAAGUAGUGAAGAAGAAGGCAGAGGAAAUAGUUCUUUAAAUAACGCAAAUCGAGAGCAUAUAUUCAUAUUUGUACAGAUAUUAUAUAGUGGCUGCAUAGUGCAAAUCGCGGGUGAAGAAAUUCAAAGAGCUCGAAAUGUAAAAAGGAAUAUAUUCCCAAAGCAAUUCGACGGUGAGAGCAAGAACAAACGGAAAUCGAAACAAACAGAACUCGAAAUCUAACAUCAACAAAACAGAGCGACGGACAGACGCUUAGACUCUCGUCUAGUCGCCGUCUGUGGCACGUCCCCCUCCCCAAAUCAAGGAGACGGAAUCACCAUCACCAUCGCAUCCCCAAAAUUAUUAUUAUCUCGAAGAUAGUGCGCGAGUGUGUGAGUGAGGGAUUUGUGCUCUGGAUCCCCGUUACGUUUCAAAAGUGAAAAGAUAUUUACCAAAAUUCCAAUUCGUGCUUCGGCAACUGGAAUAUCUCCCAUUCAAGAACACAGUGAACCGAUGGAUACUUGUGGAUUAGUAGCAGAACUGGCGCACUAUAUCGAUGCAUAUGCUCUGAUUGUUCCGCGUACUGAAUGAGCAGGAAUUCGGGCGAAAAUGUAUUUUGAACGCAAGCAAGUGCGCAAAAAAUACUAGAGCAGCCAUCAAACACAAAAAAAAAAAAAAAAAAAAAAAAAAAACACCACCACAAGUAAGCAGCAGAACCUCGGACAACACAGGCCGAGCUUCGCACAGCAACAAAAGGAUCUUACCAGGAGAAAGUACUUCUCCGUAAAUAUCGAACAACUGCCAGGGACAAGCCCCUUGUCCCCAGCCGACGUGAAGUGAUCUGAGAAACGGCAGCAAAACGGCGACCAUCGGCUACCAGAGGAUGAAGCGGCGCUGGUCGAACAACGGCGGCUUCAUGCGCCUUCCGGAGGAGUCGUCCUCGGAGGUCACCUCCUCCUCGAACGGGCUCGUCCUGCCCUCGGGCGUGAACAUGUCGCCCUCGUCGCUGGACUCGCACGACUACUGCGACCAAGAUCUCUGGCUCUGCGGCCCCGAGUCAGCCUCGUACAACACCCCCAACGGCAACGGCCUGAAUCAGCAGCAGCAGCAGAGCGUCAUCACGCUGGCCAUGCACAAUUGCUCCAGCACUUUGCCCGCCCAGACGACCAUCAUCCCGAUCAACGGCAACGGGAAUGGAGGCUCCGCCAAUGGCCACUAUGUGCCGGGUGCCACCAAUCUGGGUGCGUUAGCCAAUGGCCACGGGAUGCUCAAUGGAGGGCACAACGGGAUGCAGCAGCAGCAGAUGCAGAAUGGCCACAACCUCAUCAACUCCACCACCCCGACGACGCCCAGCAACCAGCAGCUUCACCUGCAGCAGAAUGGGCUGGGUGGUGGUGGCGGUAUCGGAGGAAUGGGUCUGCUCCACCACACGAAUGGCAAUGGCAUUAUAGGAGUCGUAGGCGGCGGAGGAGGUGGUGUCGGAGUGGGCGGAGUCGGAGUGGGUGGCCUGGGAAUGCAGCACACGCCGCGAAGCGACUCAGCGAAUUCCAUUUCAUCAGGUCGCGACGAUCUCUCGCCCUCCAGCAGCCUGAAUGGAUAUUCGGCGAACGAGAGCUGCGAUGCGAAGAAGAGCAAGAAGGGUCCUGCGCCGCGGGUGCAGGAGGAGCUGUGCCUGGUCUGCGGCGACCGGGCCUCCGGCUACCACUACAACGCCCUCACAUGCGAGGGCUGCAAGGGCUUCUUUCGGCGCAGCGUAACGAAGAGCGCCGUGUAUUGCUGCAAAUUCGGGCGCGCCUGCGAAAUGGACAUGUACAUGAGGCGCAAGUGCCAGGAGUGUCGUCUGAAAAAAUGCCUGGCCGUGGGCAUGCGGCCGGAGUGCGUUGUGCCGGAGAACCAGUGUGCGAUGAAGCGGCGCGAGAAGAAGGCUCAGAAGGAGAAGGACAAGAUGACCACUUCGCCCAGCUCGCAGCAUGGCGGCAACAGCGGCAGCUUGGGCUCCGGCCACGCCCACGAAUUUGUCAAGAAGGAGAUUCUUGACCUGAUGACAUGCGAUGCGCCACAGCAUCCCACUAUUCCGCUACUACCUGAUGAAAUUUUGGCCAAGUGCCAAGCGAACAAUAUACCUGCAUUAACGUUCAAUCAGUUGGCCGUUAUAUACAAAUUAAUUUGGUACCAGGAUGGCUAUGAGCAGCCAUCCGAAGAGGAUCUCAGGCGUAUAAUGAGUCAACCCGAUGAGAACGAGAGCCAGACGGACGUCAGCUUUCGGCACAUCACCGAGAUAACCAUUCUCACAGUGCAGCUGAUUGUUGAGUUUGCUAAAGGUCUACCAGCGUUUACAAAGAUACCCCAGGAGGAUCAGAUCACGUUACUCAAGGCCUGCUCGUCGGAGGUGAUGAUGUUGCGUAUGGCUCGCCGUUACGAUCACAGCUCGGAUUCCAUAUUCUUCGCGAAUAAUAGAUCCUACACGCGGGACUCGUACAAAAUGGCCGGAAUGGCCGACAAUAUUGAAGACCUGCUGCAUUUCUGCCGCCAAAUGUUCUCGAUGAAGGUGGACAACGUCGAAUACGCGCUACUCACUGCCAUUGUGAUCUUCUCGGACCGGCCGGGCCUGGAGAAGGCCCAACUAGUCGAAGCGAUCCAGAGCUACUACAUCGACACGCUACGCAUUUAUAUACUCAACCGCCACUGCGGCGACUCUAUGAGCCUCGUCUUCUACGCCAAGCUGCUCUCCAUCCUCACCGAGCUGCGCACGCUGGGCAACCAGAACGCCGAGAUGUGCUUCUCGCUCAAGCUCAAGAACCGCAAGCUGCCCAAGUUCCUCGAGGAGAUCUGGGACGUGCACGCCAUCCCGCCCUCGGUCCAGUCGCACCUGCAGAUCACCCAGGAGGAGGCGGAGCGGCACGAGCGGGCGGAGCGAAUGCGCGCCUCCGUUGGCGGCGCCAUCACCGCCGGCAUCGAUUCCGAGUCCGCCUCCACUUCGGCGGCGGCGGCAGCCGCAUCCCAGCAUCAACCUCAGCCUUCGACACAGACGCAGACGCAGAACGAGGCGCAACAUCAGUCGCAGGGACAGGGGCAGACGCAGCCGCAGUUGCGUCCCCAGUUGCAGGCUCAGCUGCAACCACAGCUUCAGCCGCAACUUCAGCCGCAGCUUCUGCCGCAGCAACAGCACCUUCCCGUUUCCAUUUCCGUGCCCGUGCCCGCAUCCGCAUCCGUAAACGUAACCGGCUCUGGUUCCGUGUCGGCGGUCAGCACGAGCAGCGACUUCAUUGGCGGCAGUGGGGCCAUUGGAGCCACCACGCCGGCGCCCACAUCCUCCAGCAACAUAGCGGCUGCCGUUCCAGCCAUCUCCACCACAUCAGCGGUGCCGAUGGGCAACGGAGUGGUGGGUGGAGUUGGAGUGGGAGUGGGUGGCAACGUUAGCAUGUAUGCGAACGCCCAGACGGCGAUGGCCCUGAUGGGCGUGGCCCUGCACUCGCACCAGGAGCAACUAAUCGGCGGAGUGGCGGUCAAGUCGGAGCACUCGACGACGGCAUAGCAAACGCAGCGUCACCACCAGACCAUUGGCGUUCUGCUGGAUUGAGAUGCGCAGCUGAACCCACACGGGUCUAUGGGAAUGGGGAAGUUCUGUACCGCGGCCGAGUUCCGGGCGAACUUAGUAAGGACAAAAAGAAGUGAAUAAUUAAUGGACAAGCGUAAUAUGCAGUUAUUUAGUCUUAAGCCUGCAAAUAUUAGAGUUUAGCCAUUAUCCAUACGAUUUAACUGAUAAUACAGCCUAUUAACAAUUACACAAAAGCUUUCUUGAAACAAGCUUCAACCACAAUUGGACAAACGCGUUGAGGGACAGAGACAGAAAGAGAGAGAGAGACAAAUUGAAAAGAGAACCAUUGAAAAUCAUGAAAUAUAGAAUCAAUUCUUUUGUGGGCAGAUGUUCUGCUCCACGAUUAAUUCUCGAAUUUUUCAAUAUUUUUCAAUUUGAUCCUCGUAACUGCAUGCAAAAACCGAUCAGAAAAGAAGAACAGAGAAUAGAGAAUAGAGCGAGGACCGAGGGAAGAGAGAA